ACGACGACGUUAGCGGUGUCCUCCCUUAAAACAAACAAAACAAAUAGGGGGUGGGGGACGCCACGCGGUUCCAUAAGACUACUUGAACAAAACUAAGACGAGAGAAUUUAAUAUAAACCGCAGCCAGACUUCUAACUGCGCUUUUUGCUGGAUUACCACCUUUUGACAGAUCAAAAAACGAGUUCCAGGCUCGGGCAGCGAGGCGGCGGCUCGCGACACGUCGCAUAUUUGAACGCGAGCGCGCGGGUUUCUCAUCAAGGUUUGCAACUCUGAUGCAAACAGACGCACCCGGUGGAGGUAACGUCAACGUCUUCGCGGGCUUCCUAUUUUCUAUGCAUUAUUUAGAGGCACCAUUUAUUAAAAAGCCAAGGCGGCACUGCACGCGCUGUGUUAGUUAAGUCAGUGGUCCAGCCUGAAGAAUAGAAUGUGGUCCAUUGUCACAUCCGGACGCACAUAAUGUGCACAAUAUAUUGUGCACUUUCCUCAGUGAGACGCACCGGUGCGCCUUAAUAAAUACCUAAUUUAGAACUGACAUCGCCGAACUUUGCAAAUCUAGCGCGUUUAAGCCGGGGCGCGCGCCUCCACGGGGGCUCUGGGAUGAAGAAGGGGUUAAGGAGGUGCAGCCUCUGCCGCCGGUGAGCUGAGCGCUGAGAUCAUCUGUGGCGGAGCGCGUGGCCAGGAGCGCGCGGACGCAUGAUCUUCGCGAGCGAGUCGGAGCAGAAAGCGGGACGCUCGUGCGGUGGCACUGAGGGGACACCCGCGCAGCGAUGGCAGAGAGUUCGCACCGCGGCAGGCCGCUGGACCAGCCAGUGAGGGACCUCUCACUCAGCCACGACUCGAAGUGAUUGAAAAAGAAAAGAAAAAAAAAACUAUUUUGAAAACAGGAGCGAGGAGGGACAACAAGCACGCGCUACCGACGCGUGCGCAAGCAAGGCAGACGCCGGGAUACCCACUUCUUCUUGCGAAGUCUUAACGCGUGGUGGACUGCAGCUUUGCCCUUGCGGGGGGGGGAGGACGGGGGGGAAGCACUGUGGUGCCCCGAUGGGUCGCUCCGCGUGAAGAGACACCGUUCGCCUUCCGACAGGCUGUGUGAAGCGCCGGAGUCCUCGAGCGGAGCGGAACGGAGCGGAGAGGCACCGGGCGCGCGGCAGGAUGCCGGUCCGCCGGGGGCACGUGGCGCCGCAGAACACCUUCCUGGACACGAUCAUCCGCAAGUUCGAGGGCCAGAGUCGCAAAUUUGUCAUUGCCAACGCACGUGCGGAGAACUGUGCCAUCAUCUUCUGCAACGACGCUUUCUGCGCCAUGUGCGGCUACACACGCUCGGAGGUCAUGCAGAAGCCAUGCACCUGCAGCUUCCUGUAUGGCCCACGAACCAAGCGGCUGGCCGUCGCGCAGAUGGCCCAGGCGCUGCUGGGCUCUGAAGAGCGCAAGGUGGAGCUCACCCUCUACAGGAAGGACGGCGCGUGCUUCCUGUGCAUGGUGGAUGUGGUGCCCGUGAAGAACGAGGAUGGCGUGGUGAUCAUGUUCAUCCUCAACUUUGAGGUCAUGACCGAGGACGGACGGCGAGACACCAGCCGAGACCUCAGCCACAAGCUGCCCAUCCCCUGGCUCUCCUCCGGUCGUUCGCGUGGGUUCAAGGUGCGACUCCCCCUCCUUCGCUCUCUGACCAAUAGCAGACAAUCUCUGCGGGACGACCCAGAAGCGGGCCGUUUGCAGGACGCUUCCCGCCUCAGCCACGAGUCCCUGGCGCUGGACGAACUCCUUUCCUUGCCGGACAAAUCUGAGCCGGGGCCGCCCUGGCCGGAGGAGGCUCGGCCCUUGCCUCUGCCCCCACCUCCUCCGCCGCCGCCGCCGCCGCCGGCCCACCGCCUGAACCCCGACGCCUCCGUAUCGCGCUGCAGCUUGUCACAGAGCCGCUCGCGGGAGAGCUUCCACAGCAUGAGGCGCGCCUCCUCCGUCGAUGACAUCGAGGCCAUGCGGCCCGAGUGGGAGCGCAAGUUCCGGCCUGGCGGCACAGGGGUGACAAACAACAGAUCCAACAUACUAAACUCUACCUCCGACUCGGACCUCAUGCGCUACCGGACCAUCAGCAAGAUCCCCCAUAUCACCCUGAACUUUGCCGACUUCAAACCGGACCCUCUCAUCGCCCUCCCGCCUGGGGAGAUGGACAUUAUUGCUCCCUGCAAGCUGAUGGACCGCACGCACCAUGUCACGGAGAAGGUCACGCAGGUGCUGUCACUUGGUGCUGAUGUCCUCCCAGAGUACAAGCUCCAGGCUCCCCGCAUCCACAAAUGGACCGUCCUUCACUACAGUCCCUUCAAGGCCGUAUGGGACUGGCUGAUCCUUCUGCUGGUGAUCUACACUGCUAUCCUCACACCCUACUCUGCCGCCUUCCUCCUCAGUGACCAGGAGGACCCGGGCAUGCAGAGCUGCGUCUACUCUUGUAGCCCGCUCAACGUGGUGGACCUCAUCGUGGACAUCAUGUUUGUCAUUGACAUCCUCAUCAAUUUCCGCACCACCUACGUAAACGCCAAUGACGAGGUGGUCAGUCACCCCUUCCGCAUUGCCGUGCACUACUUCAAGGGCUGGUUCCUCAUUGACAUGGUGGCCGCCAUCCCCUUUGAUCUUCUCAUAUACCGCAAUGGAGAAGAGACAACCACCCUGAUAGGCCUGCUCAAAACAGCCCGCCUCCUGCGCCUGGUGCGCGUGGCACGGAAGCUGGACCGCUAUUCGGAGUACGGGGCGGCAGUGCUCUUCCUGCUGAUGUGCACCUUUGCGCUCAUCGCCCAUUGGCUGGCAUGCAUCUGGUAUGCCAUCGGCAACGUGGAGCGCAAUGGCUCCAUUGGUUGGCUGCAUUCGCUAGCCGACCAGCUGGGCAAGCCCUACAACGAAUCCACUCGCGGCUCGGGCCCCUCCAUCAAGGACAAGUACGUCACAGCGCUCUACUUCACCUUCAGCAGUUUGACCAGCGUGGGCUUUGGUAACGUGUCGCCUAACACCAACUCUGAGAAGAUCUUCUCCAUCUGCGUCAUGCUCAUUGGCUCCCUGAUGUAUGCCAGCAUCUUCGGGAACGUGUCAGCUAUCAUCCAGCGCCUCUACUCCGGCACUGCCCGCUACCACACCCAGAUGCUGCGGGUGCGGGAGUUCAUCCGUUUCCACCAGAUUCCCAAUCCCCUGCGCCAGAGACUGGAGGAGUACUUCCAGCACGCCUGGUCCUACACCAACGGCAUCGAUAUGAACGCGGUCCUGAAGGGUUUCCCGGAGUGCCUGCAGGCCGACAUCUGCCUGCACCUGAACCGCACACUUCUGCAGAACUGCAAGGCCUUCAAGGGCUCCUCCAAGGGGUGCCUGCGUGCCCUGGCAAUGCGCUUCAGGACCACCCAUGCCCCUCCUGGCGAUACGCUGGUUCACGCCGGGGACGUGCUCACCGCCCUCUACUUCAUCUCCCGCGGCUCCAUUGAGAUCCUGCGUGGGGAUGUGGUGGUAGCCAUCCUGGGAAAGAAUGAUAUAUUCGGGGAGCCCAUCAACCUGUACGCACGGCCUGGGAAGUCCAACGCAGAUGUGCGGGCGCUGACCUACUGCGACCUCCACAAGAUCCAUCGCGAGGACGUGCUGGAGGUGCUGGACAUGUACCCUGAGUUCUCCGACCACUUCUGGAGCAAUCUGGAGAUCACAUUUGACCUGCGAGAUACCAAUAUGAUUCCUGGCUCUCCAAGCAGCGAUGACUCCGACUACGGCGGCUUUAAUCGGCUGCGCAGACGCAAGCUCUCCUUUCGCCGGCGGACUGAGAAAGAUGACGAAAAUGCUGGCGAGAUCAAGAAGUCCCAGAAGCCAGUUCGGCGGGGGAGGAAGCAGACCUCUAACAGCAAGGUGGAGAGCUGUAAAGCAGAGUGGGAGGGGCCUCGAAGCUCGGUGUCCUCCCGCUCCAGCGGAGACGAGGAGGAAGAGUCGGUUCUCACGUGCCCCGCACCUCCCUCCACCCUCCUCAAGCUUCCCCAAGACCAUGAGACACACCUGAACGCGAGCGACACCGCUGAGGGGGAUGGGGACCCCAAAAGCGGGAACACCUGCAACGCACUGUCAGAUGCCUUCUCGGGGGUCUCCAACAUCUUCAGCUUCUGGAGCGACAGCCGCGGGCGGCAGUACCAGGAGUUGCCGAGAUCCAGCCUAUCCUCCCCUCCCCCGCCAGGCACUCCGCUGCAGGGCACCACCCGGCGCCAGCGCUGCAACCUGGAGAACCGACUAGACCUAAUGCAGAAGCAGCUCCACAGGUUGGAGACACGCAUGUCGAGCGACAUCGGAGCCAUCAUGCAGCUGCUGCAGAGACAGAUGGUCCUGGUGCCGCCGGCCUACAGCGCGGUGACCUCACCGCCGCAGCCCCCCUGCACCCCGUCGCGCCCCCCGUCCGAGGACGGUCCGGGGCAGCCCGUCAGCCCGCCGGAGCCGGAGACCCUGGCGUCGCUCUCCCAGGCCCCGGGCUCCCGGCACCUUGGCGACUUCCCCGCCAGGUUGCGCGACUCCCUGCGGAGCGCGCCGGAGCCGCAGCCCUCGGAUUCCCCGCCUCGCGCCGGCCCCCGGUGCCCCGCGGACUUCGAAGCCCAGCGGAGGCUGUCGCUGCCGGAGCGGCGCGCGGCCCCGGACUCACGGACGCCCCAGCGGCACAGCUCGGACCCCGGCAGCUAGGGGCCACCCUCUUGCCCAGUCGCACGUCUCGCUGGGGUCUUUACUGCCGUGUGCCGGCGCCAAGGAGGAGUCAGAAUGAGACGAUGAGGGACUGCGACUCCUUCGGCCCCGCUCAGGGGCCGCCCCUGUCGUGACCAACUCGCCACGCCCCUUUCAGCUCCGGUUUUUCACAGCUGAAAGGAACAUUCUAGAAACCACAGCAAGGCAAAAACGCUGAGCACGCGAGACUCCCACCGAGCACUUGUGGUCCUCAGCUCCACGCCGCACUUCCUCCACAGGAAGUGGGCAGCCAACUGCCCCUUGCGGUGAGGAGCCUUCGAGGUCCGCGAGGCUUCCGGACUCGUUGGUGAACUGCUCUGUUAGCUGGCCUAACAACACUCGGGUUCCGCUCAGCUCUGCCCAAGACGCCCCGUCUCGCAUCCUACGCUCCUUUGAUGCUGCGAGGAGAGGGUGGUCAAGGAGGCGGGGUCAAAGCCAUGAACUACUGACGAACAUAUCACAUUCGUAACGUAGACCUUGUACACAUCGUAAAGAGAGAAGUCCUAGAACAAUAUGCAAACAGUACAUUAUUCAAAGAGCGCAUUGGUUUCAGUGUCACCAGGUACCUUGGGACUGGUCUGGGGGUCAUGAUGGGGCUCGGUGGCCUUGCCACUACAGCAGUGUGGCAUGUGGGGGAGGAGUUCAUACAGCUACACGCUGUCAGCUUUUCCAUGUUCUACAUUUCUGCUUUCAUUUCUUGGAAGACAUAAUUGAGUCCUAAGGU
Molecule: messenger RNA, 5446 nt
Organism: Scleropages formosus (Asian bonytongue)
Lineage: Eukaryota; Metazoa; Chordata; Actinopteri; Osteoglossiformes; Osteoglossidae
Gene: kcnh2b
Product: potassium voltage-gated channel, subfamily H (eag-related), member 2b
Exons: 15
Coding region: 1153-4683 (1176 amino acids)
Biological process (GO): membrane repolarization during cardiac muscle cell action potential; regulation of heart rate by cardiac conduction; regulation of ventricular cardiac muscle cell membrane repolarization
Cellular component (GO): plasma membrane
Molecular function (GO): inward rectifier potassium channel activity
Source: RefSeq, a predicted model, not a curated record